GUGACAUCACCUGUACAUAAGAAAACAAGCAGCAGGCCCCCCUGCAUGCUCCCUUCCUGAUAUGAAUGAAUGACAAAAAAACGCGUUGUUGGAAGUAGAAACCGACCUUUGAAUCCCUGUCUAAAAUUUAAUUACUGGUUAGAGAAAUCUCCACCUUUAAGCAAUCAACAUCCUCAUAUGUAUAUAAUUAUAUGUAUGCAUCCUACAUGCAUGCAUGCCUGAUCCCCUCUCCAGUACUCCUUUUCUUUCUUUCUUUCUUUCUUCUUCUUCUUCUUCUUCUUCUGCUCCUAGUCACUUUUCUAGUACUGUGAGAAGAUGAGUUACUUCAAUCAGCAACAAGCACCUCCUCCUCCAGUGUAUCCGCCGCCGGGGCAGCAGGCCUACGCUUAUGUGGUGCCACCGCCAGCCGGAUACCCUCCGAAGGACGGCGUCGCCGCCGGUUAUCCUCAGCAGCAAGUCCCCCUGCAGACCAAGGAGCGCGGUCAUCAUGAUGGUUUCUGGAAGGGAUGUUGCGCUGCGCUGUGUUGCUGCUGCCUUCUCGAGACGUGCUUCUGAGAGUUGAAUUAUUGUUAGUUCAUUAAAUAAUGUUGGUGUUACCUUAAUUUGUGUGCUCUUCAUUUCCUUUAAUUUGUGUAAGGGUGUUACACUUACACACCCUCGUCGUUUGUUGAACCAUUCAUAUCCCUGUUAAUUAACUAUUAUUGUUGUUCCUUUAAUUAGUUCUAAUGUGAGCCAAAUAUUAUAUAUUAUUUGUUUUA
This is a messenger RNA of Ananas comosus (pineapple), 758 nucleotides long. Its product is annotated as cysteine-rich and transmembrane domain-containing protein B-like. The transcript is spliced from 3 exons. Lineage: Eukaryota; Viridiplantae; Streptophyta; Magnoliopsida; Poales; Bromeliaceae. Gene Ontology annotation, cellular component: plasma membrane. The coding region runs from base 316 to 555 and encodes 79 amino acids. The record is from RefSeq and is a predicted model, not a curated record.